AUGCCUCCUAAGAAGCAGCCUGAGAAAUCUGGGUCCUCUGGGAAACCAGCAGAGAAAAAACCUGCCACUGCUAAAACGCCGGCAGCUGCUCCAAAAGCUGCUGCAGCUGCUGGUGCUGCACCUAAAACAGCAUCUGCUAAAACUCCUGCACCAGCUCCUAAAACUGCAGCACCUAAGUCUGCACCUGCAGCACCCAAGCCUGCAGCUGCACCUGCUGCUAAACCAGCUGAGAAGAAAUCAGCUCCUCUACCUACUGCAAAGCCUGGCUCUGCAAAGGCAGCUGCACUCAAGACUAAGUCCAGUGCAAAGCCUUCAGUUAAGAAAGCUGCUUCUGCUGCAAAGCCUACAAAACCUAAACCAGCUGCUGCUAAACUGAAGAUUGCUCCAAAACCUAAGAAGACUGGCAUUAAAGGACAAAAGAAAGUUGUUAAGCCAGUGGUUAAGGCGCUUAAAGCUCAAAGAAAAGUUGUGAAGGGAGAACAUGGCAAGCGUGUUCGAAAGAUCCGCACAUCAGUGCAUUUUCGUAGGCCGAAGACCUUUGAGCCACCAAGGCACCCGAAAUAUCCUAGGAAAUCUUUACCAAAAAGGAACCGUAUGGAUGCUUACAACAUCAUAAAAUAUCCAUUAACAUCUGAAGCGGCAAUGAAGAAGAUUGAAGACAAUAAUACAUUGGUAUUCAUUGUUCACACCAGUUCAAACAAGCACCACAUCAAGGCUGCUGUAAAGAAGUUAUAUGAUAUCAAUGUGGCUAAAGUUAAUACCCUUAUAAGGCCUGAUGGCAAGAAGAAGGCAUAUGUUCGACUUGCCAGGGAUUAUGACGCAUUAGAUGUUGCCAACAAGAUUGGAAUCAUA
Iphiclides podalirius (scarce swallowtail) is the source of this 852-nucleotide messenger RNA. The record is from the annotation of a GenBank genome assembly. Lineage: Eukaryota; Metazoa; Arthropoda; Insecta; Lepidoptera; Papilionidae.